UCCAGGUCAGUUUAGUCUGUAUGCUACCUCGCCUCCAUCACUUUCAUGAUGGCCCGGUCCAACUCGGCCCAAAACACCUGCAAAUGGAUUCUGGCUGUCCUCACGCUGUGGUCCAUGGUGUCUCUGAUCAUCAUCGUGGUGUGGGUAACCUGGCCCCCCAAAGCUAGCAUUGAGCAAUGCCAAGCAGAACAACAGGCCUUAAUUGAAAAGAUGGAAGGAGCCAAAGUGGUGAAAGAAAAAGAGCAGAGUGUCUUAAACUCAACGCUGAAGCUAAGCUUCGAGAACCAGACUGAUCUUCAAGAGGAGCUGGAGAUUAUUUUGGAGAGCAAGAGAGAAAUAAAUGCGUCUCUAACUGAGAUCUUGCAGCUACAAAUGAUCUUAAAGCAAAAUGAAACUGCUUUGGAAAAUAAAUCAAUUCUGCUCCAGAAUAAACAUCACAGACUUUCUUCCGAGCUGGCUCAACAGCAGGAUCUUAUUGAGACAAUGUGGAUGAAUCUGAGCAGUGGAGCUCAUCAUUUGGAUUCGUGUGAAGCUUUACGCGUUGCCGCGAUCAGCCAGCAGAUGGCAGCAGAGAGUCAGAGGAAAGCCUGUCAAUCCACAGCAGUUUAUCUGGCCAAACAACGAGAGAACUGCUAGAUGAAGAAACGAAGGACCAAGGAUGUCCAAACCUUGAACUCAAUAGGACAGAAUUGUGUUCUCUUCUCCUAAACAUCAGUUACAUUGUUGCCUUCAAGAGAUACUAUCCAAAAUAAAUGCUUAUAUUCAGAGCUUUAUUGGAUAAGAUUGUUACAUUCUAACACAUUGCGUUUCACCAUGUUGUUGUCAUUGCAUAAUAAGUUAUAACUUUAGCUUGGUAUCAUAUCUGCUUAUAUGCAAUCCUCUUUAUACUGAAACGGCUUCUUACUUUGUAAAGUUAAAUAUUAUCUGAUAAUUUAUCAUUCUGUAUUAAUAGCUUAACUAAUGCAUUCAGUUUUUACUAUUUUUCUCUAAUCACAACUGAACAUAACUGUAGCCUACAUAUCUAUUAUUCGGGUGCUUGGCCUCUCAUCUUAUCUUAAAAGAGGCACGUAGGAUGACAUUUGUUUAUAAAUAAUAUGCAUUUACAGUUUAUGUUAAAAUAUUAAACACAAGCCUGCAUAAAUAAUAAAACAUUAUUAGGGCGGAUGGAUGAAAUAAGGUAUUUGCAUUAGUCAACAUACUACAAAUAGUUAAAUUAUGGUUACUGUGCCCUUUUUGCGCAGGAAAUGUGUGUGAUCGAAAAUGUGAAUUACGCAACAAAAACACAAACAUACGUGCAAAACAAGACAAGAGCAUGUUGAGUUUUUAGGGGAUCGGAUGAUGAGAGGGGAGGGAAGAACGCAACACACAACUUCCGGAUUCAAAACCGAUCAACUGCUCGCAGCUCGAGCGUUGUAAACAAGACAAUCCAAUGACCUGUCCAAACAAAACCGUCCACAAUUCUCCCAUUGUGCUAAGACAUCAAUUGCCACAGGAAUGAGUUCCUCAGAUGACAACUUCACUUCACAUCGUCGAAGGAACCCUCACAGGAACUGUCGGCCCAUUGUUGAAGAACCGGACAAAUCCCACACAUCUUCUUCAGUUGACAAAGUUUCCGUUUUGCAUAGUAACAAAAAGACAGCAGAUUUGCAUCCUGCCAGAUCACGUGGGUUAUGCAAAACCAGGAAAGACAAGCAGAAACCUGAAGCAGUCAGUCGAAUUGGCUCUCCUGAAAGAUGCGUAAAUGGACACUUGUCUCCAAAUUCGCAUGAACCUGAGCUGAAAAAACGUCUCAAACCCAAACAACCGGCAAAGACUACGAAACGAUCUCGCAAGGGAAGAACGAAAUCGGAUGUUGAACCUUGUGAGAAAGCUGACGUUCCCUCUUCAGAUGAUGUCGCUUGUUUUGAAAGACUGGAAAAUUCAGAACCCACUGCAAGCGCAGAAUCACAAAAAUUUGGGAAAACAAAACGGACAUGCUCUCGGCCCCCUAAAAAUGUUUCUCCAGGACUUUCCACACGCACUGCAUUAACUCCUCAAAAGCAGAAAAUCUCCCGUCACACUAAAAAUGAUCGAAGUCCCAGUCCACACACACCAAAACGCCUUAAUGUCCAGCCCCGCCCUCUUCUAAGCUCCACACCAAACCUCAACACUCUAAAUCGAGCAGACAUAAGUUGCUCGCCGUGUCAUCAGGACGUCUCACAGUCUAGUCCCGUAAAGCUGUCUUCCACAGACGUCAAGCCAGUAAGAAAGUGCAAAACCCAGAGGCUCCUGGGAGCGGAGAGACCAGCGGGACGCAGAAAAAGAAUUGUCCAGGAGCGUCCAGGUUCAUCUCGCCCACCAAAACACAGCAGGAAGAGUGAAAGCUUGUCAACAGAAUCUCCUCAGAAGGAGCCCUCGGUUGAGACGCUGCCUACAACUAGAACGGAGGAACUGGCAGAUCCGAGCAUGUCCUCUGACCUAUCCAUCGAGCUGAGCCUGCAGGAGGAGCUCCAGCCAUUCUAUCACUCUCUGUCCCUGCAGGAGGAGGAUCAGGAUAAUGAGGAGGAGGAGCUUCCCAGUUUCUUGCAGGACAACAAAAAGCCUUCCUCAAUCUCGGAGGGACUUUGUGUGUGGUGUAAACUGAGGAAAUACCCCUACUGGCCGGCAGUGGUUAAAAGUGUCAAUCACAAAAUCAAAAAGGCCAGCAUCCUCUUUAUUGAUGGCUACAUAAUUGACCAGAAGAGAAACAAGAAAGGGUUUUCUGUGUCAAUGCGGACCCUAAAGCCCUUUAACUGUGAAGACUAUAACUUACUUGUGGACAUAGCAAAGGCAAAGUACGGCAGUGCAUUAACCUGGUCUCUGGAGCUGAUAUCAGACUAUAAAAUUCGAAUUGGUUGUGGCUCCUUCGUUGGUUCCCUUAUAGAAUACUGUGCUGCUGACAUCAGUUGCCCAGUGAGGAGGAAAUACACCGAGGGGACGUCUGUUUUGACCUUCCCCAGUCAAGAGAUCCUGAGCGAAGAGAAUCACAAUUUCGAUAAUUCGGAGGACAUCAUUUUGGCAGAACACGAUGAUCUCUCAAAGAAAGUGCUGCCGGACCGAGCCAAAGCUGCGCGGAAUCGCGCCAAUGUCCACCUCGUUGACUUCAUAGUCAAUAGGCGAAAAGUCGAAAACCGCUUGCUGGCAGUAAUCAAUGGCGAUGAAUCAUCUCAAUGGAUCCGAGCCCUCCGGAAGCCCACCCGGCAGUGGGUCGACGUCUACCUGGAAGACGAGGAGCAGGUGGAUAAAGUGUAUAGUUACCUGAAGGAGGUGUGUGACAGCUCUCCACAUACAAACGCCUGUCUGGAGAGAAUCCAGGCCGACCGGAUCAGUUUUAUUCUGGAUGUGCUUCUGCCUGAGGCAAUUAUCCACGCCAUUGCUGGAGUCCACAAGCUUUCUCUGGAGAAAGCAGAGGAGAAAUAUCGCAGCGGGCCGUGCUUCAGUAACAGAGAAAGACAAGAGUUCGACAUGAUGAUUGAACAACAGAUGAAGCUCAAAGAAACUACACUGCGUCGAAAACAAAAAGAAUAAAAACAAAACACGUAUUUUAAAGAAACACAGAUCAUUUAUAUAAAAAAAUCUCUUUGGACAGCACUUAAUCAUUUUAUACAAGACAUGAAAUACAGAUUGCUUUAGCCAAGUAAUUAAGUUUUGCAAAUAAACUAAAUGUAUUUUGAUAUUUUGUCUUUGCUGCUGUGUCUGUGGAAGAGUUUCUUAUAGAAACUUGAAGACCUUGUUCUCUAGCAUAUUCAGUAAUGUGAUCCAGAUGCUGGAGUCGUCAACGUGUGGUGCUGUCAAUGUGUAUGUGCCUGGCUUGCUAUGAACUAAUACAUCAUUUUCAUUUGUUACUUUACCUAAAAAUAAAAAAUGACUCGCCCUCGGGUCAUUUUGAACCUGUAUAUGACUUCUGCACAGCACAAAAGAAGAUUUUUGAAAAACGCUAGUAUGCAAAGAACACUGAACCCAAUUGACUUACAUUGUUAAAACCAACAUUUUCAAAAUAUAUUUUUUAUCCACAGAAAAAAGAGUCGCAUAGAGGUUUUUUAAUGGCGUGAGGGUGAAUAGAUGAUUACAGAAUGUUCAUUUCUGGGUGAACUGUCACCUCAAGCAACUGUGGGAAAGUUGUGUUUUAUUUGCUUAUAAUGUACUAUUUUUAAAUGUCAAGCGGUGUGUAUUAAAUCUUAUCUCUAGAUGUUUCUCAAAAUCUGUGAAAUGUUCAUCUUAUUGUGGAAUAAUAAUUAGUAUUAACUAUCGUUGUGCGAGUGCAUUAAAGUACCGUUGCCAUUUUUGCUACUUGACAGUUCAGGAGCUUUGCAGAUUGUUUCUAUACAGCCAAAGACUAACUUCUCAUUGUUUUUCAAUAAACUUUUAUUGUACAACACCCACA
Triplophysa dalaica is the source of this 4402-nucleotide messenger RNA. Its product is annotated as PWWP domain-containing DNA repair factor 3B. The coding region runs from base 1495 to 3546 and encodes 683 amino acids. The transcript has 16 exons. The record is from RefSeq and is a predicted model, not a curated record. Lineage: Eukaryota; Metazoa; Chordata; Actinopteri; Cypriniformes; Nemacheilidae.